CUCGCGGCUCCCUCCCCUCCUUGUCCCUCCUUCGGACGGUCUGCUGGCGCGCUCAGAGGCGCUUUCUGGGGCGCGCCGUCUGGGGCAGGGACCGGAGCCCCCUCGACGCACCUGCCGCCGCCCGGAUGGCCCUGGGGAUGCUCCGGCGCCGCCGCCGCCGUCGAGCUGCGCGCGCGCUUCCACUGUCGUGGCUCUGGUGAGACCCGCCCGGGCUCUUUUGGCUCGGGCGAGCCCGCAUCCCAGCCUACCGCAAUGCUGUCUUUGUGGUCCAGCCCUCAACCUUGAGCCGAGCCACGAUGCCCGAGGCUGGGCCAGGAGCUGCGCCGGCCUCCCAGGAGAGCGAGCGGCCCCAGCGAGGCGCGACGGACGGGGAGGCGGCCGGACCGGCUUCCACCGGGGUCCUGGAUAAGCUCUUUGGGAAGCGGCUGUUGCAGGCUGGACGUUACAUCAUGUCCCACAAAUCAUGGAUGAAAACGGUGCCCACGGAAAACUGCGACGUGCUAAUGACUCUGCCAGACACGACUGACGACCACACGCUCCUUUGGCUGUUGAACCACAUACGCUUGGGGAUCCCAGAGCUCAUCAUCCAGAUCCGGCACCACAAGCAUACCCGAGUCUAUGCCUUCUUCGUCACAGCUACUUACGAAAGUUUGCUCCGGGGGGCUGAUGAGAUUGGCUUGCGGAAGCCGGUGAAGGCCGAGUUUGGAGGGGGCACACGCAGCUUCUCUUGCGAGGAAGAUUACAUCUACGAGAACAUAGAAAACGAACUUUUUUUUUUCACUUCUCAGGAACGCCAGAACAUCAUCAGGUAUUGGCUGGAGAACCUGCGAGCCAAGCAGGGCGAAGUUCUGCACAACAUCCACUUCCUGGAAGGGCAGCCAAUCAUCCCUGAGUUGGUGGCCCGGGGCAUUCUGCAGCAAGUCUUCCCUGUCCAUGAGCAGCGGAUCCUCAACCGGCUGAUGAAGUCAUGGGUACAAGCCAUUUGUGAGCCACAGCCUUUGGAUGAUAUCUGUGACUAUUUCGGCGUGAAGAUCGCCAUGUACUUUGCGUGGUUGGGCUUCUACACGUCAGCGAUGGUCUACCCCGCAGUGUUUGGCUCCCUCCUCUACACCUUCACCGAGAACGAUCAGACCAGCCGGGACAUCUGCUGCGUCAUCUUCGCAAUCUUUAACGUCAUCUGGGCCACGCUUUUCCUGGAGGAGUGGAAACGGCGGGGGGCUGAGUUUGCCUACAAGUGGGGGACUUUGGACACACCAGCGGAGUCCAUAGAAGAACCGCGGCCGCAGUUCCGGGGCAUGAAGCGCGUCAGCCCGGUGACCAACACUGAGGAGUUCUACUACCCGCCCUGGAAGCGGCUCCUCUUCCAGUGUUUGGUGAGCCUCCCCGUUUGCCUCGUCUGCCUCUCUUUCGUCUUCCUUGCCAUGCUGGGCUGCUUUGAGCUACAGGAAUUUGUGCUGAGCAUCAAGGAGCUGCCGCGCAUUGUGCGCUUCCUGCCAAAAAUCGUGCUGGCCGUCAUCGUCACCGUCUGUGAUGAAGUGUACAAAAAGAUUGCCUACUGGCUGAAUGACAUGGAAAAUUACCGCUUGCAGAGUGCCUAUGAAAAACACCUCAUCAUCAAAAUGGUCUUGUUUCAAUUUGUAAAUUCAUACCUAAGUCUUUUCUACAUCGGAUUCUACCUCAAGGACAUGGAGCGUCUCAAGGAGCUCCUGCUUAUCUUCUCUUUCUUCCAAAGCCUCGUGCGUCAACUCAAAGACGCUGUCCUCCCCACCAUCUUCCUUCAACUCCACCUCUUCCUCAUCUCCUUUAAGGGUUUGCUGAGUUGUUGUUGGCAGCUGGGCCUCUCCAAAAUGCUAGCCACUCUCCUCAUCACCCGCCAGUUCCUGCAAAAUGUCAAGGAGGUCUCUCAGCCGCACCUGUACAGCAAGUUCAAGCGUGGUGAUCUCAGUGUCCAAAACCUCCGGGAGGUGGCCCACAUGCUCUUCCGGCUGCUGACUCAGAAGUACACGUCAGCUAAAUCACACGCCCCAGAGCAUCACCCACCCAGGCAUGGGGACCCAUUGGCAGGGCAUGGGCCAGAGCAUGGUGAGGCUCUGGAGGGGGUCCCCAAGGGGGAGAAGAAAUGCCUCAACGGAGGGUGUGGGGUGCCGGAGGAAGAGGAAGAGGAGAAGAAGGAGUCAGACUCGGAAGAUGAGAGCAUCCUAGAUUGUGGGCUGAAGCUGAAGAAAGUGAGUUUCAUUGAGAAGGCUGGCCGCAAAGUCGGGGAACUGAGCCUGGAGGAGGUGAGCUUCUUAGAAGAAGGUAGCCCCACCAUGGUGGAGAAAGGGAUGGACCCGGCGUCCGUUUUUGAGCUGUGUGAGGACGAGGACGAGAGCGACAGGGCCUCAGGGAGCCCCCUCAAGGGACUGCCCGAGACCAAGGAACCGGUGGUUGUCAUGAGGUCCCGGAGGCCGCGAGUCAACAAGAACCCUGCAGAAGGUGAAGGGUACGAGGGAGACGAGGAGGACAAGAAGCCCACCAGGACUUCCUGGAUUGACCCGCCAGAGGAGAACUACACCACACAGCUCGCCCAGGCUGAGGUGGAGAGCUGCAUGAAGAAAUACGAGGACACUUUUCAGGAUUACCAAGAGAUGUUCAUCCAGUUUGGCUACGUAGUCCUAUUCUCAUCAGCCUUCCCACUGGCCGCCAUGUGUGCCCUGAUCAACAACAUCAUCGAGAUCCGGAGUGACGCCUUCAAGUUGUGCACAGGACUUCAGCGCCCCUUUGGGCAGCGGGUGGAAAGCAUUGGAGAGUGGCAGAAAGUGAUGGAGGCCAUGGGAGUUCUAGCCAUUGUGGUGAACUGCUACCUGAUCGGUCAGUGUGGGCAACUGCAGCGCCUUUUCUCGUGGGUCAGCCCAGAAGGGGCCAUCAUAUCCGUGGUGGUGCUGGAGCAUUUUGCCUUUUUGCUCAAGUACAUCAUCCAAGUGGCGAUUCCCGAUAUCCCAGCCUGGGUGGCGGAAGAAAUGGCAAAACUCGAGUAUCAGCGGCGAGAGGCCUUUAAGAAACAUGAACGGCAGGCACAGCACCACUUUCAGCAACAGCAGCGCCGGAAACGCGAGGAGGAGGAACGCCAGCGCCACGCCGAGUACCACGCCCGGAAAGAGCGGGAGAGCAGCCGUGAAGAAGGCAAGGCCGACAGUGGGGGGCCGGAGCCUGGCCACGAGAGGAGCCAGCCCAAAGGAAAGGGCCUCGGAGGGUCAGGCCACGGCUCGGAGAAACCCAAGCGCCCCAGCUCCCUCCUGGCCACCAACAACGUCAUGAAGCUGAAGCAAAUCAUCCCCCUGCAGGGCAAGUUUUUAUCAGGGGGUGCUGGGGCGGCCAGCACUGGGACGGCCCGCUCCCCGCAGUCCCCCACCAGCACUGAUAACAAACUCCCCGCCUUCCUUAGCUUCAAGUUCCUAAAAUCUCCAGAGACAAAGCGGGAGGCAGCCACCGAAAAGGGACAGUCGCCCACCAAGCCUUUCAACCCAAGCAAACUGUUCAACUUCAGCAAGUCGGACGGGGGCAAUGGGGCGCCUGCACUGCCCCAGCAACAGCUGCGGCCUGGUCCCUCCGCGGAUGAGAAGCCUCUGUCUGGAAGGUCGCACCUCAACGGGCUUGUGGACGAGGAGGCAGUUGAGGAAGUGGAGGUCCGAACAGGGGCGGAAGAAGAGGGUCUGAACCACAGACUGUAAACCCCCCCCCCCGGGUGAGGGCUGGGUGGGAGUGGGAGAUGGAUGAAGGAGCUGCGAGUUCUUCAAGCAGAAUUGGGGCAGACGGUCUUCGAGCCGGGGGCAAGUCUGCCGUUUGGGGGAGGGAGGGAGGCAAUUCUAGAAUCUGCCACCUUCAGGAUGAUUUGAUGGCAGCCCCUGGUUGAGGAUCCAAUCUGAAAAGAGGAAAUUAAAGAUGGCCCCAGAUAGCUCUUACACCUGGAUGGGUCACACCUUGAGCUUGGAACCCAGUUGACAUUCGUGGUCGACAGUUCAACUCAGGAACUCUAGAUGCAGAAGAAGUUAUGGGGCUACAGACUAAAACAAAGGGGCGUUUGCAGAGUUUGGGGUGUGAUGGGUCAGCUGUUGACUGGUGUCAGGUCAGUGGAUGCUUUGCUUCCCCCCCUCCAGAGGUCACUUUCCUUCCACUCUCCCCAAAUAUGUCUCUUAUCAGAGCUGCUGUUCCAGCCUCUGACUGAAGGGCUUUACUUAUCUAUGUGUCUGUGUUCAUGUGUCUUGGAGGAGAGACCCCCCCUUCCCACUAGCACUCCCUCGGGGGCAAUGUGCUGCAUGACUUCAACCCCCUCCCCCAAAUUUGGUUUAGGCAGGGGAGUCACCUUUAAGCAAAAGCAGGUUGUGAGACAUUUUACGGGGAGAACUAGGAACAGAUCCAGAGGAAAUCAGGACCUUGCCCAGCAAAAUUGGGCUGGCCGUGGACCCCUUGUUCCCUAUGCAAAUAGUUUCCAUCUAUUUGUUGCCCAGAUAAUUCGUCUCCCUUCGAGAAGCUGUUGAACAGACACCUCUUCUCUUAUACCUACGGUCCAUGCUGAAAUUGAUUUGGAAGACAGGGAGAGGGAAAAUCCUACAGAAAAAUUGCUUCCAAGAUUUUAAUGAAUAUUCUGAUCUGGCAGACAACCCCCUCUGUCCAGUCUUCCACUCAGCACUACCAAUUGUGCUAUGAAAUAUGAGGGGUUUUUUUAAUAACAAAAAUUAGUGUAUUUGGCACUUUAACAUCAUUGCCUUAAAACAGAGAGAUUGUUCUAAGUCGCUCCCCUCAAAUGUCAGAAUUUGGAAAGAUUCAACCUUCUAAAAGUCACAGCUGAACGCUGGUACGGUUAUUAAACAAGGAGUUGGCUCUUCUCCGCUUCCUGUUGGGAUAGUGACGACUGAGCGCUGCUGGAAUCCAGCUCUCAGGGGUUUUCUCCCAAUGAUUUUCAAACAUGCCCUGGGUUCCUUUGGGCAAUGUUGCUAGUCCUCAUCAAAAUUCUUAUUUUCCCUCCAGUGGUUUUGCUUGUUGGCAAACCCCCCCCCCUUUGCUUUAGGUGAAAUUUUGGUGACAAACUUUGGGGGCAGUAUUCCACUGGCUGUGGCUAUGCCCGAGAGCGCAUCACAGACUCAUCUAGGAUCAGAGAUGAAUUUAUCUCAUAAUUUUCCUUCUCUCCUUGUAAAAUCUGUGUAGUAAAACAGAACAGGCCCACUUUUUCUGCUUGAAGAACAGAGGUAGAUGUGGCACAACAAUGGAUUUGGGAGCGCUAGGAAGCCAGGGGGCAAGGGGAGAGGAAGAGACUAUCUUGAGCCAAUGUCCAUGCAUAGUUGACAUUUCUUGCAGUAAAAAUGAAAACAAGGUUUCUUUUGCUGUUCCUGACGGUGCUCGUAAAAGCAGGUGGGGCCAGCUGGAAUGGGCCGUGCUGGAAACUCCAUGAUGUUAUUUAUUUUUUUUAAUUUUCAGUGGCAGGGAAAACAAAGGUUGGGAAGGCACAACCUCACCUUUCUGACAUUUGAAAGAGACCGGGACAUUUUUAAAUAAAAUAAAAUAAAAAUUAUUGCAAUAA
Rhineura floridana is the source of this 5557-nucleotide messenger RNA. It is a transcript of the gene ANO8, whose product is annotated as anoctamin 8. Gene Ontology annotation, biological process: chloride transmembrane transport. Gene Ontology annotation, cellular component: plasma membrane. Gene Ontology annotation, molecular function: chloride channel activity. The transcript has 18 exons. The record is from RefSeq and is a predicted model, not a curated record. The coding region runs from base 297 to 3710 and encodes 1137 amino acids. NCBI's taxonomy places the organism in Eukaryota, Metazoa, Chordata, Lepidosauria, Squamata, Rhineuridae.